UUAGGCAAAUGGCAUUCAUCAGUACCCUCACCUUAGCCAAUCGCUGUUCAUAGAAACGCCCUGCUGCUUGCUGUUCGAGAAAAAAAAUGUUGGCUAUUACAUUAUACUUCUUGUUGGCCAUUGCCACCCAAGGGGCCUUAUCUCGCAGUGCCUUGAGCGAAGCUGAAAACAACCUUUCGGCUGCUAUCCUCUUGAGAGAUCAAGCCAUGAAGGAAAAUCCUGCUCAGGCAUCUCAAUGUUUCGAGGUCUAUACGAAGGGCAUCAAUGCUGCAAAUGAGAAGUAUGAGACCAAAUUAAAUGGAUGUCUCGAAACUGCUACCACUGAGACCGAGAAACUUGAAGCCGAAGUAGCCGAUGAUCGUGCUCAGGUUACUGCUAAUGGUGAGAGUGUCUGUUCCUCUUACGAAGAAUGUUCCCAAAAGGAAUCUUCUUCGGAUUUUUUUGAGUGUUAUGUUAAAGCGGCUGAUGCCUCUCUUGCAAAGUCCUUGGACAUUCAAACUGUCUCUAAGACCAAGAUGCAAUACGUCAACUUGCGUUACCAAACCAUUGAGUACGAUCAAAAGCAUUGCUCCGACGAAUGCUCCAAUGCCUAUGUUAAAGAAUCAACUCGUCUCUACAGCGAAUUGGACAGAUGUUUGAAGACUGGUGUGAUCGUCACCAGCGAACCAGAAGACGAUGAAGAAGUCACCGAAGAUUACAACUAAAUAGACUCACAAAAAUUAAUAACUUUUAGAAGAGAAUUAUUGACAUAACGGCGCUCCGCAGCGUUUUUGCCUUCAGAAACAGCGAUAAUAAAUUUUCAGAAUAUAAAAAGUUAA
Messenger RNA from Stomoxys calcitrans (stable fly), 818 nucleotides. RefSeq names its product protein TsetseEP. The coding region runs from base 87 to 704 and encodes 205 amino acids. NCBI's taxonomy places the organism in Eukaryota, Metazoa, Arthropoda, Insecta, Diptera, Muscidae. The record is from RefSeq and is a predicted model, not a curated record. The transcript has 2 exons.